UUCAUCACGCUCGACCUUCAAUGUCGGUGCUCUAUGAGUUAGCGCAUUGAAUGUUGAAUAAAUUUACUCAUUUCACCAGCGUGCUCACAGUUCAGUGAUUCGCAGUGUGCGUUCGACGCUUAAAACACGAAUUAGCCAUACUCCAAAAUUAAGCUUCGUUAUUUAAACACGGUUGGUUUCAUUGUUAUUAGUAGUGUUGAUUCCACGGACAUUCGUGACAGCAAGUAUAAGGAAGAAAAAUAAAACGGAAAUAGUGCGACAAUAAUAUCGGGCUUAAAAUCGCUCAGGCUUGCGAAAAAUGCGCUUCAGAUCGAUAAUAUUCAUCGUUUUGUUCUCUUGCUGCAUCCAAGGGGAAGCAGGAUGGCAGAAAAAAACCAAAGAAAGAUCACCGGUGAUACUGAUUCCGGGAGAUGGCGGAAGCCAGGUCGAAGCAAAGCUCAACAAGUCAAGCACAAUUCAUUAUGCUUGUGAGAAAACAUCGAACGAUUAUUUCAAUAUUUGGCUCAAUUUAGAACUCCUGGUGCCAUAUGCGAUAGGAUGCUGGAUCGACAACAUGGUCCUGAACUAUGAUAAUGUUACAAGAACCACAUAUAAUCAGCCAGGAGUUGAUAUUCGAAUACCUGGCUGGGGCGAUCCAUUUGUCGUCGAAUAUCUGGAUCCCAGCAAAGCAUUUCCUGGCUCGUAUUUCAGGGACAUUGGAAAUAUGCUGGUCGACAAUAUGGGGUAUAUUAGAAACGUUUCAUUACGCGGAGCACCCUACGAUUUUAGAAAAGCACCCAACGAGAAUCAAGACUUUUUUGUUAAACUAAAAACUCUCGUGGAAGAAACUUAUAUAAUGAACAAUAAUCAGCCUGUAACGCUACUCGCUCAUAGCAUGGGUUGUCCAAUGACCUUACUAUUCCUACAGCAACAGAGUCAGAAGUGGAAAAACAAGUACAUCGAAUCUAUGAUUACUUUGGCAGGCGUAUGGGGUGGAUCGGUCAAAGCUGUCAAAGUUUUUGCAAUCGGUGACAAUUUGGGUACCUAUUUUCUGCGUGAAAGCGUACUGAGAGAAGAACAAAUCACAAACCCUAGUCUAGGAUGGUUACUACCUUCAAAAUUGUUCUGGAAAGAGACGGAGGUUUUGGUUCAAACAGCUACUAAAAAUUACACUCUUGCCGAUUUACAGCAAUAUCUAAUAGACAUAAAUGUACCAAAUGGCUGGGAGUUUCGUAAAGAUACCGAAAAGUAUCAGCUCCAGUUCACAGCACCUGGAGUAACGGUUCAUUGCUUGCAUGGAUCAAAAGUGGGAACAGUCGAAAAACUAUCGUACGGAGAUCUAAGUGAUUACCCUAAGCUUGUUUUGGGAGAUGGCGAUGGGACAGUAAAUUCACGCAGCCUGGAGGGCUGUUUACAUUGGCAGGAUAAGCAAAAGCAAAAAAUAUAUCACAAGGAGUUCCCAAAAGUUGACCACAUGCAAAUACUAAAAAAUGUUGAUAUAUUGAACUAUAUAUCGAAUGUUCUCAAAGUUUGAUAUUUUGCUCGUUAAUAUUAAAUCCUAAAAAAAUGCUAAAAUUUAUAAGUAUGAGUUUAUUUAAAUAAUUUGUGAUAAGUUACUGAUUUUUACAAAAUAAGUUUACGUUCUCAAGGAUUAUUAUUUAACUACAAUACUUUAAUUUCUAUUGUUUUUAUUUCGAGACAAUUUUAAGAAUAUUUCGAGAAAUUCUCUUGUUAAAUACUGAUAAUUAAGUUAUAGCAUACUGCUUCUGUGUAGACGGUCAAAGUGCUUGUUGAUAUGCUCGAUUUACUCAAAAGAAUCACCACGUGAACAUAACAACAGCAUGUAAAAUUUGCUCUGUGCGUUCCUACAUGUAAAUAUAAAUAUUAGAUUUUCCACAGUUUGUUCGAAGUUAUAACAAUAUCUGUCCUCCAAUUUAGUGUAACCGUAACUACAUCAAUAUGCGUUUUAAACAAUUUUCCACUUCCAAGUUACCAAUUAUAUUAGCAUGGAUUUCAUUGUGAUAAAAUCUAUCUACCCUAGACCAAGAUUUGUAUAGUUUUAUUUUGUUUGUACAGAACCGUGUCAUACUAGAUACCCUUAUUCAUGGGUUGGGAAAUUGUGAAUGUUAAAAUAAGAUUUAAUUUUAAAUUCGAAAUAGAUGCUCUCUAAAUCGUAUUUAUUUAUUACAUAUGUGUAUAUAAAAAUUACUUUACUGUGAUUGCACGUAAUUAUACACAGUUUGUGAUAUUAUGGUUGUAUAAAAAAAGAUAUUUAGA
Messenger RNA from Neodiprion fabricii, 2256 nucleotides. Its product is annotated as phospholipase A2 group XV-like. The coding region runs from base 299 to 1513 and encodes 404 amino acids. The transcript is spliced from 7 exons. NCBI's taxonomy places the organism in Eukaryota, Metazoa, Arthropoda, Insecta, Hymenoptera, Diprionidae. The record is from RefSeq and is a predicted model, not a curated record. Gene Ontology annotation, biological process: lipid metabolic process.